Molecule: messenger RNA, 1476 nt
Organism: Schistosoma haematobium
Lineage: Eukaryota; Metazoa; Platyhelminthes; Trematoda; Strigeidida; Schistosomatidae
Gene: LRRC57
Product: Leucine-rich repeat-containing protein 57
Exons: 6
Coding region: 437-1165 (242 amino acids)
Molecular function (GO): protein binding
Source: RefSeq, a predicted model, not a curated record
AACGCGUCGUCUUAAGUUUAUUUUCUGAUACUAUUGAAGUAUCAUCGUGUGUGUUGCCUGUUGGUUGGGGUAUAAUAAGCGUAGGAGUCGUGUUGAGCGAUUGUACCGAAGAGAAAUCGACGUGAAUAGGAUUUCCUUCUAAGUACGCUGCUUUUAAGCGAUCUAUGCUGAUGCUAUCGUUUGUUCCGUUCUUAUCGACUAUAUAGUACUUAGAUUCUUGUGAAGAACUUUGAACAGUCCUUCGUAUGCUGAUUCGAAUGGUCGUCGAUGCGAGUCUCAACGAACGAAAACGUGUGUACUAUAUCGUAUGUUAGCUGACUCACUCGUCAUCAAAAGAAAAACUUUCUUUCUGUCUAGCGCUACUUUUGUACAUUUCGGUGCAUUUUAAUGCUCUAGGAAAUAAUUGCAACAAAACUUUACAUCUUUACUAUGUCUAAUGGGUAAUACCAUUGCUCCGAGGAUCGAGAACGCUGAGAAGACUGGUGUUUUACAAGUCAGUGGCUUAAAAUUAAAAAAGGUUCCUGAACAAGUAAAACACCUUCGUAAUCUUCGGAGUUUAGAUCUCUCAAAUAAUAAAAUUGAAAAUAUCGACCCAUGGAUAUCUUUAUUAAAAAAUCUUAAGGUUCUAAACGUUGAAAACAACAAAUUAAAAUGUUUUCCUGCAGAAAUAUAUCUACUAACAAAAUUAGAAUCAUUAAAUGGAAACAGUAAUUUCUUAAUUAAUUUUAUCACACCUGGAGCAAUUGUCAAUUUAAAUGAAUUAUCUUGUCUACGUACUGUAAAUUUGAGUCAUAAUUGUUUAACUGAAUUUCCUGUGGAACUGUGUUUAAAGUCAAUACCUAUCAAUGUGAUUGAUUUGUCAAAUAAUCAAAUUAGUAUUAUACCGAAUGCUAUUGCUUCAUUACAGGCCAUUGAAAUUAAUUUGAAUUCGAAUAAAAUAUCAAUUAUAUCCAAUGGCAUAGCCCAAUGUGAACGAUUGAAAGUUUUACGCUUAGAACAUAAUUGUUUACGAUUAGAAAAUUUCCCAACCGAACUACUAACAAAUUCACAAGUCUCCUUAAUAUGUGUCGAUGGGAAUUCAUUCAAUAUGAAAGAUUUUUACAAUUUGCCCGGUUAUUCAAAAUAUAUGGAACGUUUUACAGCAAUGAAGAAAAAAGCUGCUUAGAAAACAUACAAAAACGAAGACAAUUCUUUCUGGUGAAAAUCAAACACAACUGUUACCGUUAUCAUACUCUCUCUGACUGACUAUUUCUGCUAACUUUUCACAUAUUUAUAUAUGCAUGUGCGUGUAUUUGGCGAUUAUUAUUUCAUAAUCUUAUCACCCAAACAUCCACACACCCGUCCACUUGCCUACUUUUGAUUUCCUCUUCUUUUUUCUUUCUGUAACUUACUUUUUUCAGAAAGUAAAUAUUUACACACGGGUUGUUUAUACAGUGUAAAACCGUACAAUACUGAGUAAUAUAACUUGUUUAUUAA